Molecule: messenger RNA, 864 nt
Organism: Scylla paramamosain (green mud crab)
Lineage: Eukaryota; Metazoa; Arthropoda; Malacostraca; Decapoda; Portunidae
Exons: 5
Coding region: 298-612 (104 amino acids)
Source: RefSeq, a predicted model, not a curated record
AAGAGGCGUGACGAGCUGGUAUAUAUAUUGCACUACAGACCGUCCGACAGCCACCACUCCACACCUAAUCCUGGUGCUUGCUGCCUUUGCUGCUACUGUGUUUCAGAGCGAAUCCCUAAGUCAUGAUGAAGGGAACACUGCUGACGGCGGUGGUGGUGGUGGUGCUGCUGGCGGGCGGCGCUCAGGGACAGUCCCAGGACAAGUGCAUGAGCAACGUGAUGUCCAGCUUGAAGAUGCUGGAGCCUAUAUUGCCCAUCUCGAAGAUGAUCCAGCGCUUCAAGACCAUGGGAGGACUGGAUGGCGCAUUGGAGGAACCUUAAGAAUUCCAUGAGGACCUGUGUGUGCAGCGAGGUUGCAGCCAACCCCACCAAUGAGACUAUCUGCAAGUGCAUGAAGGAGCUGGACGAUUGUGACACCAUGUACAAGCCGACCGUGGAGACGCCCAAAGGAGAAUUCAUUACUAAAGCCACCAGCUAUAUGAACUGCCUGGGCGUUGACAGAAUGGCUGCCUGUCUCAAGUGCAAGGAGAAGGUCAAUGAAAACCCCCUUCAUAUGGUCUGCAUGGGUAGGGGAAUCACCUGUCCCAACAUGGAAAUGAAGGACGGCAUGUAGAGAAGUGUAGUGGUGUAUCAAGGCGGUCACCCAUCCAAACACUAACCAGACUCAGUGUCGCUUAACCUCGCUGAUCGGUCCUUGUCUCGCCUUCGCUGCAGGAUAUAUGUGUAGGUGAUACACACACACACACACACACACACACACACACACACACACACACACACACACACACACACACACACACCACACACACACCACACACACAAUACAAUAAUCCUUGUUCUACUAAUUAAAAUUAUAAGCAUCUCU